Daldinia decipiens is the source of this 1119-nucleotide messenger RNA. Its product is annotated as ribosome biogenesis protein Nop16. Gene Ontology annotation, biological process: ribosomal large subunit biogenesis. The record is from RefSeq and is a predicted model, not a curated record. Bases 295 to 993 code for a protein of 232 amino acids. The transcript is spliced from 2 exons. Gene Ontology annotation, cellular component: nucleolus. Lineage: Eukaryota; Fungi; Ascomycota; Sordariomycetes; Xylariales; Hypoxylaceae.
AUGAAGGAUGAAAGACAGCCAGCUUGGACGCUUUGACCAGCUAGAAUGCACGUGCAUACUAGAUAAGAUAAGCAACUAUAUUCUUAUCUUAUCAUUAAGUAGUAUCAACAAUGCAUCAGUAAGAAAUUUUGGAGCAUUUUACAAUAUGCUGGAUUAAUCUCUAGUGAAACAAGAAGCGAACGAACAAGCAUUGAACCUCAGCGCGCAUCAGCAAUACCUCACAAGCUGACGGUUCCUUUCAUACGACGUAUAUUAUAUAAUUGAAUAAGUCAAAUUACUAUACCUGAUACAGCCAUGGGUCGUGAUCUCCAGAAGCGCAAGAGGCGUUCUUCUCGCCCCGCCAUCCGCCAGCCUUCAUCGUUAAGAUCGAAGCGCCUCUUGAAUCCGCUGGGGAAUGAUUUGGUAGCUAAAAGCUGGAAUAAGAAGGAGACCGCAACGCAGAACUACCGCCGUCUCGGUCUUGUGUCCCACCUGAAAGCGCCAACCGGUGGCGUAGAACCCAAUUUGAAGUCAAAAACCCUGCAAGGACGAGCUACGAAGCCCGUGGAUCCUUUUGCCAUCAGUCAACCUACCCGAGCUAUUAUUAGCGAGGUGCGCGUGGAGCGGGACGAGAACGGCAAGAUUAUACGUGUACUCGACGGUUCAAAGCGGAAGGAAAACCCGCUAAACGAUCCUCUCAACGAUCUUGACUCGGAGGAUGAUGAUGAGGACGAAGAUGAAGAAGAAGAAGAAGGCGAAGGGUGGGGUGGAAUUGAGGAUGUGAAUGGAGAGGAUGAUAUGAUCGUUGCGCAGCUCGAGGACGAAGCUAAUAGGCCUAUAAUUAAAAAGCCACGAACCCUGACCAAGAGGGAGACUGAGUGGUUGCAGAGCCUUGUAGACAAACAUGGAGAUGAUACUAAGGCUAUGUCGAGAGAUCGCAAGUUGAACCCGAUGCAGCAGACACAGGCGGAUAUUGCUAGGAGGAUUAAGAAAUGGAGGGGCUCCUCGGCUUAAAAAGGGGGCAAAGGGACUCUAACUUGGUGGAUGGAGUUUUCUGCAUUGCAAGGCGUUAUGGAUCAUAGUAUUUUGACCGGCUGAGAAGUUAGCCCUCGGUAUAUAGGUGCUUAUAAAAGCAUGGGC